GUCAACACGUGUUGGGUGGUGUCCCGUCUUCUACUCCCGUCCCGCGAAUUGCUCAGCACCCACAUAGGGCAAACAAAGUCGCAUGAUUCCAAUGAUAUGUACCGUUGCAAGACAAUAUCCAUGUAUUGUUUUUGUGCCCUGCUGGCUAUCGGGAGCGAGCUCGAGUACGGAUACUGCCGCAUGUCUGCAGAAUGCCUUCAAGGGCUGUCAAUCCGGGAUUCGUGUACAAUAUCAUCCUACUGAUGAGUUGGAACCCUCAUGUGCAUUUGGGGGUUCCAUCAAGUGUCGUUUAUUUGGCGGGAUGAGGGGAAAGGUGGGUUCAAUGGCUCUGUUAUGCAUGCCACUAAUGUCUUGAAUGUGGUUUUAUCUGUAUAUCAAUGAGACAUC
Messenger RNA from Fusarium redolens, 387 nucleotides. RefSeq lists its product as uncharacterized. The record is from RefSeq and is a predicted model, not a curated record. The transcript has a single exon. Lineage: Eukaryota; Fungi; Ascomycota; Sordariomycetes; Hypocreales; Nectriaceae. The coding region runs from base 83 to 355 and encodes 90 amino acids.